Scaptodrosophila lebanonensis is the source of this 873-nucleotide messenger RNA. RefSeq lists its product as uncharacterized. Gene Ontology annotation, biological process: regulation of transcription by RNA polymerase II. Gene Ontology annotation, cellular component: transcription regulator complex; nucleus. The coding region runs from base 23 to 700 and encodes 225 amino acids. The record is from RefSeq and is a predicted model, not a curated record. Lineage: Eukaryota; Metazoa; Arthropoda; Insecta; Diptera; Drosophilidae. The transcript is spliced from 2 exons.
UAUCAGAAAAAUUUUGUUUACAAUGAGUGGUGGCAGUGGCACAGAUUUUGAUGUGCAUCUAAUUGAUAUGGUACGUGCGAAUCCUGCACUUUGGGUGCGGGAUCUACGAAGCACUCCCUACGACCACACCAAGAAAAAGAAGACGGAAUUGUGGCGCAGCAUAGCCACUUCGCUCAAGGCCGAUGUCAACACUUGCAUAACGCGCUGGAAGCACCUGCAUGAAAAACUGUUAAGGGAAUUGCAGAAAGAGCAGGCAGGUGGCGUAGGCUCAGACUGGACGCUGUUACCAAAGAUGCGGUUCGUAGAACAGCAUCAAAAACAUCACAACACCGAACGACAACAACAAUCACACCCAUCCUCUCCAAUGCAAAAUGUGUCUGAAAGCUGGCGCUCACUAAAUCCGGAGCAGCUUAUCGAGGAGGUGCACGAUGAGGAUGACCCUCUACAGGAAGCAAUGGACGAGCAACGAGAUUUGGAGGCGAACGCAGCCCCCAUUGUAGUGCAGGAGGCAGCCGUUACGGCAGUCCCAAUUAUCUCAACACCUCAUGUCAGUGCAGAGCUAUUGAAGCGCAUUGAAUCGCUGCUAGAAGGUUUGGGCGCCACGAAUCGUAUUAAGGCAGAGAAACGCAUUGUUGCUUAUCUAUGUAAAUGCAAUUUACGCGCACUCAACGAUGAGCAAAUCGAUGAUAUAUUUAUUUAAGUAGUCAGAAGAAGCUCAUCCAUAGCAUAGUUCGAUUUUAAUUACUAGAAGUUUGUCAUAGCAAUUAAGUGGACGCACUGAUUUCGAUUUGCAUUACAUUUAGUUUUAAUUUAAGUAAAUGGUUGUCAACAUUUAAAUCAAACCAAUUAACUGGUAACGAUUUACAUAUAAAA